ACAAUAACAGGAAACCCUAUUCUAACUCUGCUGCUCUUUCGCCGUUUCUCGUAAAGUUUGAGACAUUUCUCAGUUGUCGCUGCGCAGUUUGGCGAAAAACAACCUUUCCGACUAUCUGUCCAUGUGCCUACAACUCCCAUCGACAUGCAUCCUCCAUUUUUACACGUUUUAACGCGAGCUAGCUCCGAUAACCACAGGCUAACAUAAACAAACAUCAGCUAGCAAGCCAAGCUAACAAGUUAGCAUCAGCACCACUGAUAACUAAAGCCCUUUCUGGACUUUAAUCUGGACUUUAACACCAUCGGGACAAACAUUGCUCAAAGUUGCAGUUUACAAUGUCUUCAUAUACAAGUGCAAGUGGGGGUUUGCAACUCAGAAAAACGAAAGUUGAACUUUAACCCUACUUCCGGCUUCCUCAGAGAUCUUCUGCACCAUGUGGAUGUGCAUGGCUGCUCUCCUGCUGUGGAUGAAGUCAGGAGGAUGUACAGAAAGGGCCAACACCUCCGAGCUGGUUGAGUACACCGCCCUGGACUUCUAUGAGAAACUGCACUCUGGGAAGAUGAUGUUUAUCUACUUUGAGCAGAAAGUGUCUCCGACCAUCUCUCUCUUCUUGGUGGAGCUGGAGAUGUCUGCUGAAGUUCUGCACGACUAUGGCGUACUGGUCGGCAAGGUUAACUGCAAUAAAGAGCCGGUUCAAACGUACUGCACAGACGAGAGGCUCCUGCAUUCAGCUUUUCUGUUCAGGGGGGGUAAGGAGUUCCUGGGUUUGGAUUUGGACACUGUGUUCGACGUCAACUCCAUCGUCUCUGAAGUCCUGUUCGCCAUCCUGCGUGAAGAGGUCAGGUACGUGCACACAGACGCAGACCUCUUGGCCAUGGAGAAAGCCGUCCGGGGGCAGAAGAAUAUUGUGCUGGGCUACGUGCGCAGUCUGGGAACACAAGAGCACAGAUCAAUGAUGGAGACGGCGUAUGUGUACGGAUCCAUAUACCAGUUCAUCCUCAUAACAGGAGGACCAGUCCUCAAACAUUUAGGUGUUAAUGAAUCGUCUCACUCGUCUCAGGUGUGGUUCCUCCACUGUAGAGUUCACAGUGGCUUCAUGACCCCUAUGACCUCUGAGCGCUGCCCAUUGACCCGCAUGAGGAAACCUCUGUCCGUCCUCAGCCUCCACUCUUUCCUGCAGCUCAUGGAGGCUCCACUGGUGUCUGAAGUAUACAAAGACCCCUCCAUGGUCCCGCCCCCUCAGUUCCCCUACCAGCAGACCCCCCAGGUCUUCCUCUUCUCCCGUCCCGAAACCGCACACCUGGACCUGGACACAGCCACCACUCUGGCCUGGAGGCUGCGGGGCAUUGCCCUGGUGCUGCUCGUACACAGCCAGAGUCCUUCAGUGAAAACCCCUGAUGAAUAUAAUGCUGCUUACAGGCUGCCCGAGAAGAGUUUAGAGGUGAAGUAUCUGCACUUACACAACCUCGAUGAGGUGAUGGAGCUCUUUACACUUCAAGAGAAAGAGGCAGAAGAGGAGGAGGAUGAAGAGGAGGGCGAGGAUGAGGAGGAGGACUCAGAUCUUGCCAAGCUGGACGAUGAAAUCGCUGCGUCCGUCUACAAAACCAGAGGCAGCUUUCUGGACAUUGACUCAAUCACCCAACUAACCUCUGACAACUUCCACACUGCAGUAGCACAAAACAGCCUCACCGUGGUGCUGUUCUACCUCAAAUGGGAUGCUGUUUCAAUGGCUGUGCUCAACUCUCUCAUUGAAGUUGCAGAAAGACUUGAAGACUCUGAGGUCGACAAUGUGCAGAUGAGCUCAGUCGACUGUGGAGAGUGGACCGACCUCUGUGCUGCUCAGUCAGGCUCAUCUCUCCCGGCCCCGUUCAAGCCAAUCACAGCCUUCCCCAGCGUCUGGGUCUUUCACCCCCAGGUGUCGGCGCGGCACUACAGCGGCAUGCUGGGUAGCGAGGCGCUGCAUCGCUUCAUCGUGCUGAGCUGCUCAGCCUCGCCCACACUACUGACCACAGAGGAGGAAGUGGCAUCAUUUCUACAGGGAGUGCCUCACCCGGAGUUAGCGGGGUACAAGCCCGACAGAGUACUGGGACUGUUUCAGUCACCAACACAUGCAGGUGCACCAGUGUUUACUGAAGCAGCAGAGUCACUGAGAGGAGAGGUGCUAACUGGACUGCUGACAGAUGGACUGGCAGAGAAAUGGGCCGCAGACCACAGCGUGGACCUUCCUGCAGUGUUGGCGUUCCCCUCCUGGAGGACACCCACUCGUCCCUCCACGCUGCCUGUGUCGUCCUCUGCCAAGGAGCUGCUCUCCCACAUCCACACUGCUCUGCUCCAUCCAAUGCCUGAACUGACGGUGGAAAAUCUGCCGUCCUUCUUCUCUCUGGGCAAAGCCCUCCUGCUCCUUUUCGUGGGAGAGGAAGAGGACGAGAUCGGGCGGAGGCAGAACCAGGCGCUGGUGGAGGAGAUGGGAAGAGUGGUGGAGCUGGGAGACGGGAGGAUGGAUCGAUAUCUCGCCUGCUGGAUCCACCUUGGCCGAACUCCAGCUGGCAUGUCGGUCCUGGGGUCCUACCUGGGCUCUAUGCCCCCCCUGCCUGCUCUGGUCCUCACCCAUUUACCCACUGGAGGUGAGAUCUAUCAGUACCCCCCCAACACCCCAAUAGUGGCCCUGUCUGUGCUGCAGUGGCUCCAGAGGAUCGAGGAUAAGACAGAGUCUCCUGCAGGGAUGCUGGGUGAAGACAGUUGGCCUCCUGCUGUCAAGUUCUACGAGUUUCUAAAAAUCAUGGACACGCAGGAACCUGGCUCCGCCCGGCAGCAGGCGCCUGAAGAGGAGGAAGAGGACGAGGAAGAGGAGAAUAUGGAAGAUGAUUCAUCGUCAGAAGAGGGGACCGAUUCCUCCAGCUCUCCUGCUCCUGAUGCUACGACGAACACUCACUCUGAAUUGUAACAAGUCUUUUAUAUUAAAUGAUUAUUAAAUUUUGA
Hippoglossus stenolepis (Pacific halibut) is the source of this 2979-nucleotide messenger RNA. It is a transcript of the gene txndc16, whose product is annotated as thioredoxin domain containing 16. The record is from RefSeq and is a predicted model, not a curated record. The coding region runs from base 434 to 2944 and encodes 836 amino acids. Lineage: Eukaryota; Metazoa; Chordata; Actinopteri; Pleuronectiformes; Pleuronectidae. The transcript is spliced from 20 exons.